Messenger RNA from Portunus trituberculatus (swimming crab), 2367 nucleotides. RefSeq names its product keratin, type I cytoskeletal 9-like. Lineage: Eukaryota; Metazoa; Arthropoda; Malacostraca; Decapoda; Portunidae. The record is from RefSeq and is a predicted model, not a curated record. The transcript is spliced from 2 exons. The coding region runs from base 113 to 1678 and encodes 521 amino acids.
CCGCCGAGCCAGCAACACACUCCCCUCACCUCUCCUCACACUCACUCACUCACGCACUCACUCACUCAAGAUACAAAGGGAAACCUCCAGCCGCGUCUCUUAAGAGGCGGUGAUGGCGAGGAAGGUGGCUGUGGUGGUGGUGGCGGUGGUGGUGGUGGCUGUGAUGGUGUCAGAAACUCAAUCGGCCACGCCACACGCACACGCACACGCACGGACGCCCAUGCAAGAGGCACCCCUGGACCACGGCGACACACUCACAUACACACAAACACAGGAGAGAGCGGUGAUAGAUGCGGAGGAGGGGGUGGAGGAGGUGGAAGAGGAGGUGGAGGAGGUGGAGGAGGAGCCGAUGCCACUCCACUUCUCCACCUCAGACAACGUGAAUGUAAUUAUGGCGUGUAUUGAAGCUCUAGGCUCUAAGGACCUCCCUAAGCUUCGCGCCAGUCAAGGGGCGGGGAAGACCUUCGCAUGCAACACUACAGAGGGUGUUGCGCACUUCCGCUCACGCCGCGCCGCUGGGGACUGGAAACCCAUUAAACCCACUAACACUUCACACCCUGCUGACGAAGAAGGCGCCGAAGGAAGGGGUGAAGGUGCAGGAGUGUUGUCUCUCGCCCUACGCGGGGAGAAACGCUCAGAUCAGACGGGGCAGAGUUCAGCACCGCAUAUUGUUCUACCACAGGGCCCGCGUGUGUUUGAGCGGGUGGCGGAGGGCAGGGACCACGGCCACAAGGGACACGGAAAGGGGCAUGGCAAGGGACACAAGGGCCAUGGCAAAGGACACGGGCAUGGCGGCGGUGGAUACGGACACGGGGGCGGACACGGGGGUGGACACGGGGGUGGACAUGGGGGAGGGUACGGCCAUGGGGGCUACAAGGCUGCUAGUUACGAUUACAAGCCACCGUCGUACCACAAGGGCCCUAGUUACCACCCAGCACCGUACAAGGGCCCCGCCUACAGCCCCUACGACUUCCAGGCCAAGGGGAAGGCCAAGUUUAACAAGAAGGUGAAAUACGGAGACGACCCGGUGAAGGAGUCGCAGAAGGCGCACUACCAUCAGCAGGGAGACAAACCCCUGGCGUUCUUCGGGGGCUUCGGAGGGGGCGGCACUGUUGGUUACGGGCACGGGGGCGGCUACGGGGGAGGUCACGGAGGUGGGGGUGGGUAUGGCAAGGGGCAUGGUGGUGGGGAUCAUGGUGGCUACGGAGGGGGUCACGGAGGGGAUCACGGAGGGGGUCAUGGAGGUGGUUACGGUCAUGAUGAUGGGUAUGGCCACGGGGGAGGACACGGGGGAGGACACGGGGGAGGACAUGGGGGUGGAUACGGGUAUGGUAAGAUGGUGGACACAUACCAGAGCCACGAACCGCACUAUGGCAACACAGACCCAGCCCCGACCUAUCAAACCCACGCCCCUGCCCCUACCUACAACCCCCCUGCCCCAAGCUACAACCCUCCUGCCCCUACCUACAACCCCCCUGCCUCGAGCUACAACCCCUCUACAUAUAACCAGAACACGUAUGACCCCCUGCCUCUGUCGCACGCCCCUGUCGCUCCCCACGGCCCCCCUGCCACGUCCUACAAACCCAAGGGCCCUGUCAUCACGUACGAGAUUUUGGAUGACCCCUACAACACGUACAACCCAAAGAUGACGUCAGUUUGCCCAAGAGUGAAGGAUUAGAAUCGUCCUACAGCAAGGCGAGAAUUGGAACCUCCUCUGUUUUGCAAGCGAGAUCUGAUUCGAAGGAGAAGGAGGAUAAGGAGGACUCAAAUAAAGGAUCCAGUGAGUCCUCCUUCUCUCCUCCAGAUUUCUUCAGCUCCUCCAAUCCUGUUAAUGUAAAGAUUAAGAGGUUCGAUCCCUUUUCCGACCUCUUUGCUGAUUUUAAAAGGGAUUAAGGACACAAGGAUGGAAGGAUUGAAGGAUUGAAGGGUGGAUGUGUAGGAUUGAGAGAGAGAGGAUGUGUUUUCACUAAUUAGGAUGUGAAUAUCUAGUCUUGUUUCUUUUCUUUAUGUCUUUUUGUCAAUUUGUUAAGCGGCUGGCCCGUGUGUCUGUGUGUCUGUCUGUCUGUGUGUGCGUGCGUGUGCGUGUGUGUGUGUGUCCCUAAAAAAUUUACUUAAGAAUCUUCCUUAACGUUAGUCUUUAAUCUCUGUUUGUUUGCCUUGUUUUUACUUGUUUGUUUACUUGUUUACUUGUUUGCCUGACUUACUGUUGACAUUUGAAGACCAUUUACAAUUCUAUUUUCUUGUAAUUCAUAAACAGGUUGAUAGGAAAAAGAAAAAGAGAAAAAAAGAAGAAAAGUCAACAUAAUUUUCUUUUUAAAGGAGUUGUAGGUUCGACACCCGUUUUCUUUAAUACAAUUGCCGCGUCAC